AUGGCACUCUCAAGUCGUCCAAGUGUCCGCAUCGGGCUGCCCGCUACUCCUGCACCUCGUUCUCGUUCUCUUUCCAGGACGAGACAGCCGAUGCCUGACCGCGAGAGCAUUCGGUACAUCGAGAGCAACGCGGACGCAUACAUCCCAUCUCGCGCAGCUCCUACGCCUCCUCCUGUUCCGCAGCUGCGUAAACAGCUUUCCAUCGCCGAUCUACGCCCCGGUCCUUCGCGGCGGUCGCGUUCGGUCAAUCAUGGUCGACAUGACCGCCUCGCACCUCCGCCUCCUCCGCUACCUGUGCCGUCAGUCCCUUUACAAAGAGAGGAGCCCGCGCCUUCGGUGAGCCCGAGCUCAUUCAGGCGCUUCGUCUCACUGCGGAAGCGAUCAGACGGGUCCGUUUCAUCGUGGGCAUCUUCCUCCUCUGGGUCUUCCAUCUCGCAAAACUCCUUGCAUUCUCCCACAUCAUACGCGUCUUCUCGCACGAGUCUAGCCGAAUAUGACAAGGCCGACAUGCAUCAUGGUGAAAAGGAGGAGACUGCAUCAAGGUUUGGAUCCGCCAGCAGUCCCAGUGCGACCGAGAACGGAGCUCUCGAUGGGUAUCGCACUGCAUUCUGGAACAAAGUUGCCAGUGCUGCUGACAAUCUGCGGGUGAAUGUGAAUAAGGCAUUAGGGACCACUGUUUCCCCUGAUGUUGAUGAAGAAACACCGCUCGGACAGGAGUCUAGGCUGACACGAGCGAUGAAGGCAUACCAUUUGAAGAAGGCGCGAGACGCUAAUGACCUUCCUGAUUGGCUUUUUGAUGGGCGGGACCGAGAAGUUAUCAACCGGUUGCGAAACACAUCCCCAACCCCGGCUGAGCAGAUGCCCGACGUUGGAGUGGAGCGCGGGAGAACAGCUCUUCCCCAUCAGAAGCGUUCCCCUUCUGUAGCCCAUCGCGACGACAGCGUCUCUGCGUGGCGACCUUCGCACUCUCGGGCAUCGUCUACCUCUUCUGUGCAGUCGCGUAUGUCGGUACACGCGACGACACCGUCGCGAGAUACCAUGAACCGAUUGAAGGAACUUCGUCUCGCGAAACGCAAUGCCAGAGUCCGCUUUGCGGACGAUGAGGAUGGGGAGAGUGACUCGGGAUACACGUCUUCUAGGGGUAGGCCGUCGCGCGUCACGAGGAAUGAUGCCCCACCCAGUUCUUUCAGAGCUGUGUCUCCACCUCCUCCAGGAGAAAAUCCAAUUCUCCGCAGACGGCCAACUGGUUAUCGUCCGCCGUUGCCUUCCGUUGAGAGAAAAGCCUCGGGUCGCGUGGGUCUACCUUCGAGCGUGCGGCUUCAGACAGUCUGA
Molecule: messenger RNA, 1332 nt
Organism: Laetiporus sulphureus 93-53
Lineage: Eukaryota; Fungi; Basidiomycota; Agaricomycetes; Polyporales; Laetiporaceae
Exons: 2
Coding region: 1-1332 (443 amino acids)
Source: RefSeq, a predicted model, not a curated record